This is a messenger RNA of Macrosteles quadrilineatus (aster leafhopper), 2049 nucleotides long. RefSeq lists its product as uncharacterized. Lineage: Eukaryota; Metazoa; Arthropoda; Insecta; Hemiptera; Cicadellidae. The coding region runs from base 1 to 2049 and encodes 682 amino acids. Gene Ontology annotation, biological process: proteolysis. Gene Ontology annotation, molecular function: zinc ion binding; nucleic acid binding; aspartic-type endopeptidase activity. The transcript has a single exon. The record is from RefSeq and is a predicted model, not a curated record.
AUGGAUAAAUUCUUCAAGCCGGAGUGCCUAUCUUUGGACCCUAAUGAUUCCCAUUCUGAUCGACAGUGGAAACAUUGGAAAACCACUUUCAAGAAUUUCAUGGAAGAAAUAUGUGCUGCAGAAGAUGAUCUACUAAAACUUCUAACUAAUUUUGUGGACUACAACAUAUAUGAAAUAAUCUCAGAGGCUGAUUCUUAUACUGAAGCUAUAUCUAUUCUUGACAAACUUUUUAUAAAGCCUACUAAUGAGGUAUAUUCACGUCAUCAAUUGGCAACUAGAAGACAGGAACCUGGAGAAAGUAUUGAUCAGUAUCUUCGAAAACUCAAAGAACUUAGUAAAGCAUGCAACUUUAAAUCUGUCACUGCUAAUGAAAAUCGCAACGAGUACAUAAGAGACGCUUUCAUUCGAGGAUUAAUAUCACAGUCCAUUCGACAAAGACUUCUUGAAAAUCUAACUUUGACUCUUGAAGAAGCUUAUAAUCAAACCAUUACCUUGGAAUCAGCUGAAAAUCAGGCGGUUUCAUAUAUUUCAAGCCCUUGUAACUCUAUAUCUCAGUCAACUCCUAAAAAUGUUGAUGUUACUGAUACAAAUGUUUCUCAGGCAGCUUCUGAUUCGUCUUCACACCAAUUAUCCUCGAUAAGAAGAGAAAAAUGUUUCUUUUGUGGACGGUCACGACACUCUCGAGCCAACUGUCCUGCCAAAGACUCAGUUUGUAAUGUUUGUGACAAGAAAGGCCAUUGGGCAACAGUUUGCAAUUCUCGCAACCAAAGUAGGACAUUUAAGGGUAAAACAACUCAAAGUGAAAAGACAGAAAUAAACUCAAUGUCUUCCUCUCUUGUUGCUGCCUCACAAAAAUGUCUUUCAAAAGCUACAGUGUCACUGAUGUUAAAUGGCAAACCAGUAGAUGCACUCAUUGAUACUGGGAGUUCCGACAGUUUUAUAUCCGAAGCUACUGUGAAAAGAUUCAAUAUUUCUAAAUACCCAACAAAGCAUGAAAUAUCGAUGGCAUCAACAAGCCAUGUUUCAUCAACUCUUGGCCACUGUAUUGUUCACAUGGUGUACGAUGGCCACGAAUACCCACAGACAAAGCUGCUCGUCUUAACUGAUUUAUGUGCCGAUGUUGUAAUUGGACAUGACAUCCUUCGGCAACAUUCUGCUGUGGAGCUGAAUUUCGGGGGUAAACGCCCACCCUUCAACGUUUGCAAUCUACUUAGGGCUAAAGUAUCACCACCACCACUGUUUGAUAAUCUAACUAAUGACGUCAAGCCUGUAGCCAUCAAGUCCCGCCGCUACUCUGAAGAUGAUAGUAAGUUCAUAAAAAGUGAAGUAAGUAGGCUUAUAUCAGAAGGAAUAAUUGAACCGAGUAAAUCACCUUGGAGAGCCCAAGUGAUUGUGGUCAACAAUGGGCACAAGAGACGUCUGUGUAUUGACUACUCUAAAACCAUCAACAAAUUCACACAGCUUGAUGCCUACCCUCUACCUCACAUUGAAUCAUUUGUCUCUAAGCUUGCUCAAUAUAAAGUGUUCAGUACAAUCGAUCUGAAGGAGGCAUAUCACCAAAUACCUAUUCGGAAUGAAGAUAAACCAUUCACUGCCUUUGAAGCUAAUGGGAGACUUUACCAAUACACUCGAAUUCCUUUCGGCGUAGCUAAUGGUGUGGCGUGUUUUCAAAGAACUAUUGACCAGAUUAUAGAAACUGAAAAUCUACUAGACACGUUUGCUUAUCUGGACGAUGUAACUAUUUGUGGUCGUAGCCAAGCAGAACACGAUCAAAACCUACAGAGAUUCAUGGAAGCAACUAAAAAGUAUAAUCUUACCCUGAACAAAGAAAAAUCUAAGUUUUCGUUGACCAGCAUUCCAGUUCUGGGUUACAUUGUAGAAAACAUGUCCAUGCGUCCUGAUCCUGACCGCUUGCAAUCACUCUUGAAUUUCCCUGUUCCAACUGAUAAUGCAAGCCUUAAAAGAGCUCUUGGCAUGUUGUCCUAUUACGCAAAGUGGAUUCCUAAAUUCUCUGAGAAGGCCUUACUACAGUCAAAUCAUUCCCAGUAG